Molecule: messenger RNA, 1761 nt
Organism: Budorcas taxicolor (takin)
Lineage: Eukaryota; Metazoa; Chordata; Mammalia; Artiodactyla; Bovidae
Gene: ANKDD1B
Product: ankyrin repeat and death domain containing 1B
Molecular function (GO): protein binding
Source: RefSeq, a predicted model, not a curated record
AUGUCCAGCGAAGCGUCAUGGCAGCAAGAAGCCACUGCACAAGGUUUCAAGGGAGAACGAGGAGGUUGGGUGCUUCUGGCACAGCGCGCGCCACACCCGGAGGCGGCCGCGCCCGGGCAGGACUGCAGCCCCAGGCGAGGCGCCCGCCGCGGAGAGCGGCCCCCGGUGUGCGCGGCGCCCGAGCGGGCGGGCCUCGGGAGGGGCCUGUCCCGGGGCCCCAAGCGAGAGCGGCCGCAGGAGGAGGCGGCGGCGGCCGGAAACGAGUUCCCUGAGUCCGGAUACAGGUCUGGAAACUCCCUCGCGGGCGGCGCGGGGCGGGCCUGGGGAACCGAGCUGCCAAAUGAGAGAAGCUUCCAGAAUGCUGCUAAAAGCAAUGAUUUGCAUCUUAUGGAGAAGCUGUUUGGAAAGAAGGUUAAUAUUAAUGCUGUGAACAAUAUGAACCUCACAGCCUUGCAUUUUGCAGUGGGGACAAAUCGUUUAUCUGCUGUGGAUUUCUUGCUUAAUCACAAGGUCAGGGUGGAUAUUGCUGAUGCAAAGGGAAGAAAACCAUUUCUUUUGGUGGCAGAGAGGGUCCACGCUGAAAUGACAGAAAAACUUAUCUUCCUUAAUCUGCGUACUACAGAAAAGGACAAGGAGGGGAGCGCUGCCCUGCACCUCGAAGCAAAGCGUGGUCACAGCCCUGCGAUCCAGUGCUGCUCACCCUGUCACCAGAAAUACAGAGAUCAAGGAGGGGAGCGGGGAGAUGGAAGGCAGGCCUGGAGUUCAGCGGAGAGGCUGUGGCUGCGGAGGCAGACGCGAGUCAUCUGCUCUGGGAGGUCACUUCUUAACCCCUGGGUCCACGCCUUUGGAGCUGGCUGUUUGGAGACCCAGAUCAAUAUCAGUGCUUUGCAGACAGCAACCCGGAAUGGCCAUGCAUUACUUGUCAGGUUUCUUCUCAAUGAGAAUGUUGAUCUGCACCAGAAGAUGGAACCUAAGGCGUCCCCUCUUCAUUUAGCUGUUCUCAACAACCUUGUCACAGUGGUGAACAGCUUAAGUGCACAGCAUGACGUUGAUAUCUUAAAUCAGGUAAAAGAAAAUUUGAAGUUUUAUAAUUUUAAACUUGUACGGUGUGCCGGGCGCGGUGGGUAUGCAAAUAAGGCAAGUGGGCGGCCUUUCCGCUCCGGAAAGGAAAGUGCUGGGUCGGCACUAGGGGGCGAAGCGGCGGGCGGCCGGGCGGGCAUCGACACGCCGCACCGAGCGGGGGCCCGGGUUUCAGAGGUUUUGUGGCAGACUGCCCUGGCUGUGGCUGCAAGGAGCAGCAGCAGCCUCUGCAUGGCUGUGCUCACCGCAGCUGAGAGGCACCACGCCUAGGGAGAAUGGCGGGAACAGAGGUCGAGAACAUGAAGGGACACAUCAACCAGCUCUACCCUGACGUUCAGGCAGGACCACAGCCCGGAGACCAGGCAUAUUCGCAGUCUGCUCGGGCACCUGGCUUACUGUCAGCUGAAGGCCAAUGAGCGGCAGAGGCUGGCCCGUUCGCAGAACUUUACGGACGCCCGGAUCAGAGCCAUCGAGGGGCAGUGGUCAGGAAAGGAGAGCUUCUGCAAACACGGCCACAGGGCUCUGCUUAUUUGGCUGCAUGGGGCCCUGGUGACACAGGCCACGCCGGUCAAGCACCUGUACAAGGAGCUGGUGCGCACGGACUUUCCAGAACCAGCUGAAAAGACUCGUCAAUUUAAAAGUGAAGCUGACUCAAGGCCCAAGAAAUGUGCAGUUUCAUAA